GGAGAACGGAGCGAAGAGGCCGGGCACCGGUCCGGACUUCAGUCUUGUACCGCGAGGAGUGGCGUUCACUCGUGUCAGUGGUCGACGGAUUUCAUGUUAUGGACGAACAAACGGCUUUAGUGUUGGGAGUUCAGCUGACGGCGUUAUGCUGCAUCGCCGGCUCUCUGCUCCUCUACCUGCUCUGCAAGGUGAAGAAAGGCCCGUGGACGGACCUGGCCGAACCGGAAGUCGGCACCGGUAGGUCGGUCCUCGUCACCUCGGUCGAGAACCACCUCGGGAUGCAACUCGCGCUCAGGUUGGCCGCCCUCGGUUUCCGGGUGUUCGGCGGCCUCCGGGACGGCGAUCUGGAGUCCGAUCCGGCCAAAGUCAUAAAAGCGAAGAUGAAGCAGAUCGAAACGGCCCCGGCCUCCGGUCUCAUCGGGGCCAUCAUCCUCAUCCCGUUGGACGUCACCCGGGAGGACAGCUUGCACGAAGGCGUCGAACACAUCAGGAGACAUCUGCCCGCUGGAGAAAACGGAUUGUGGGCCGUGGUGAAUACCGCCGGUGCCGUGGUGAAAGGACGGUUGGAAGCACAGGAAAGCUACCAAUGGGAAUCUAUGUUUAAAGUCAACGUCGUCGGCACCCUGCGAACCGCCAGGUCACUACUACCGCUUCUUAAAGUCACUAAAGGGAGACUUGUCACCGUCGGAUUGAGCGGCGAGUGCCACAACAGCACAGGCGUCGUGGCAUACGCAGCAGCGAGACAUGCAGUCGCGGGAGCGAGCACAGCACUUGCCAACGAAUUUCUGCCCCUCGGAGUCUCUGUCAUCAUCAUCAACACAGGAACGCUUACAUCCGAGCACUUGUACCGCAGCGUUAAAGUCAGAUUGGACCAAGGCGAAAAUUCGCUAGACGCUUACUUGAAAUACAACGUGAACACACUGCCGGAAUAUGCGGCCUCCACGAUUGAACAGACACUGCUUGUCGCUCGGCCUAAACAGACAUACGACCUAAAACCACCCGUCAAACUGUCCAAUUACUUGACCGCGGUCACAGCCAAGUUCAACCACGGAUUCAAACAAAAAGGAUCCGUCUCGACGGUUUAAAACACAACACUUUAUAAUAUUGGAUUCCACCUAUUUGAUUAUCCGUUUUUCUCGUUGUUUUUCAAAUUUGGUACUACUUGAGUUUGAAUAUUGUAAAUAUAUUGCAACAGCUAUUACGGAUAAACAGAUAUUUGGAUUCUUAAAUUCUCUUCUUCCCUAUUGUAAUUAAGGUGCCAAGAUAUUUUAUUGAAUGUUUAAGCAGAGAAUAAUCUAUUUUGACUAAUCAUUCAUUAAUAAAUAUUAUUUUUUGGUUGUUUUAAUUAAGCUUAAUUUUGUUAUCUUUGCAUUAUUUGUUUGUAAAGUUAUUACUAUAUUUUUUGUUUCCUGUCAUAUCAUCGGUACUAACAUUACGUCCAUUACAUACUAAUCAUUAAUUUUAGAAAAUCUUAUUGUACAUAUAAAUAACAAAUACUAAUU
Molecule: messenger RNA, 1502 nt
Organism: Cimex lectularius (bed bug)
Lineage: Eukaryota; Metazoa; Arthropoda; Insecta; Hemiptera; Cimicidae
Product: corticosteroid 11-beta-dehydrogenase isozyme 2
Exons: 4
Coding region: 99-1085 (328 amino acids)
Source: RefSeq, a predicted model, not a curated record